Sinocyclocheilus grahami is the source of this 548-nucleotide messenger RNA. It is a transcript of the gene rps19bp1, whose product is annotated as ribosomal protein S19 binding protein 1. Gene Ontology annotation, cellular component: nucleolus. The transcript is spliced from 4 exons. The coding region runs from base 113 to 547 and encodes 144 amino acids. Gene Ontology annotation, molecular function: enzyme binding. Lineage: Eukaryota; Metazoa; Chordata; Actinopteri; Cypriniformes; Cyprinidae. The record is from RefSeq and is a predicted model, not a curated record.
CGAGCCUUUGUUGUGACGCACUCGCUGAGCUCACAUGGCACGUCAACACUGAACGCUCCCUUGUACUCUAUAUUUAUCUACAUUUAUUUUCACCUCGUUCGUCAGUUUGAUCAUGUCAGCAUCCGUGAUCCGAAGAGGACUUGAAUUAUUUAGCGAGAAAGAUGGAGUGAAGCGUACGCAGGAGAAGAGCGGCUCUCGUAAGUCCGCGCUGAUGGAGCAGAUCAGCAGCGAGAAACAGGGCGUUCAGAGGCGGAUCCGGCGGCUGCAGCGACCCGGAGGAUCAGCGCGGAGCACAAACACGGUCAAAGACAAGCACAUCCGGUCUGCUCUGGACGAAUACAGAAAGAAGCAGAAGAAGAGUCAGCUGAAGUCAAAUGUGGAGUAUUUCCUGGCCGCUGAUCAUAAAACACAGAGCAGAGACACGGGAAAGAUCGUCCAGCAGCACUCGGGGCGGCGCGCCUGUCAUCGGCCCGAUCCGCCCGCCUCCAAACCAGAGGAGGAAUCCGUCUUCACUGAGAAGGACUUCCAGAAGUUCCAGAAGGAGUAGU